Messenger RNA from Cynoglossus semilaevis (tongue sole), 1606 nucleotides. It is a transcript of the gene arl3l1, whose product is annotated as ADP ribosylation factor like GTPase 3, like 1. The coding region runs from base 335 to 898 and encodes 187 amino acids. Gene Ontology annotation, molecular function: GTPase activity; GTP binding. The record is from RefSeq and is a predicted model, not a curated record. NCBI's taxonomy places the organism in Eukaryota, Metazoa, Chordata, Actinopteri, Pleuronectiformes, Cynoglossidae. The transcript has 6 exons.
UUGGGAUGGACAGAGGGAGAGACGGGAGAGGGAGGGAGGAAGGGAGGGGGGAUGGUGUGGCCUUUGUAUGGACAGAGCUAAUUCUGGCUUCCUAAUCCCACUUCCACCCCCCUCCUUGUCUUCCUGCUGGACAACUCAGGUAAAGCUCACAGACACAUACACACACUGCACUUAACUCACUGUGGACGAGGCAGGAAGAGAAGGUUCCGGGGGAGAAGGGCUUUUUUGGAAGAAGGGUAACGUGGUCGUGGUGGACGCUGACACACCUGUGGGAGCUUCACUGGAGAAUGUAGCUGCUGCAGACGCUCAGUCCACCAACAGGAAACAGGCCAACAUGGGAGAAGCUCAAAAGGGCUUACUCUCUGUCAUUGAGAAACUGAAGGGGUCCACGGAGCAGGAAGUCAGGAUAGUGCUUCUGGGGCUGGACAAUGCUGGGAAGACCACGCUGCUGAGGAGCCUGGCCUCUGAAGACGUGAACACCAUCACGCCGACACAGGGGUUCAACAUCAAGAGCGUGGCCUCCCAUGGCAUGAAACUCAACGUUUGGGACAUCGGAGGACAGAGGAAGAUAAGACCUUUCUGGAAAAAGUACCUGGAAAAUACAGACCUGUUGAUCUAUGUCAUCGACAGCGCAGACAAGAAGCGGUUUGAGGAGACAGGAUUGGAGCUCUCAGAACUCGUCGAAGAGGAGAGCCUAAAGGGCGUCCCUGUGCUGGUCUUUGCCAACAAGCAGGACCUGGCCACAGCAUCUCCGGCCAGUGAGAUUGCUGAAGGACUUAAUCUGCACACGUACAGGGACCGGGAGUGGCAGAUUCAGGCGUGCUCAGCUGUGUCCGGGGAAGGGGUUCAGGAUGGCAUGAACUGGAUUUGCAACAACAUCACAAACAAGAAAAAAUGAGUCGUCGUGGAGGAGCACGGCUGAGGACGAACACGUGAUCACCAGAGCAGAAAACAGAAUUAUUCCACUGUGUUAAAUGUCGGUGCACUUCAUGUCAUUUUUAUAACAUUUUGCAAAUGUAGCAAACGUACUGUUUUAGGACAAAUGUGUGAACGGAACCCUCAGUCAGAGGGUCUCCGUCUGGUGCUGUGUUUGUAGCCAUGUAAACCUGUUAGCAUUUGUCAGAUACAAACGCCAGUGAAUGUGAAAAGUGUACGUUCUGAUGUUUUUGGAAAUGAAAAAAAAAAAGUUCAAAUAUAGUUUGUUUUCCUUUGUGGCCAUAAUGACCAAUUAAUAGUUUGUCACAGAAGAGCAGAAAACACUUACGUGUGUGUAAAUGUCAACGCUCCUCUGAGUGACAGCCAGGACAAUAACAGUCUGAUCCUCCGCCGCUCAGCUGUCAAACGGCUUUAUUUCCACACCAUGGCGACGAGGUCUGGCUGCAUGAAUUGAGAGAUCAAAGAGACGUGGAAUUAGAAUAAUCACAAAGAAUCUCUCAAGAACAAAUGUCAAGAACUGCCACGCAAAAAUAGCAAAAGGCUAAAAGCUCAAAAUUGAAAAUAAAAAACCAUCAGAAGCGCAGACACAGAUGUUCUAAUUAAACAAAGGCAACGCUGAACAAAUUGGUCCUCUGAUCUGCUUUGUUCAGAGAGACAACGGCGUCCUCAG